Messenger RNA from Odocoileus virginianus texanus, 2785 nucleotides. Lineage: Eukaryota; Metazoa; Chordata; Mammalia; Artiodactyla; Cervidae. The record is from RefSeq and is a predicted model, not a curated record.
GCCGGGGGCCGGGGGCGGCGGCGGUCCCUCGCAGCAGCUGGCCGGCGGGCCCCCCCAGCAGUUCGCGCUCUCCAACUCGGCGGCCAUCCGGGCCGAGAUCCAGCGCUUCGAGUCCGUGCAUCCCAAUAUCUACGCCAUCUACGACCUGAUCGAGCGCAUCGAGGACCUGGCGCUGCAGAAUCAGAUCCGGGAGCACGUCAUCUCCAUCGAGGACUCCUUUGUGAACAGCCAGGAGUGGACCCUGAGCCGCUCGGUGCCGGAGCUUAAAGUGGGCAUUGUAGGGAACCUGUCUAGUGGGAAGUCGGCCCUGGUGCACCGCUAUCUGACGGGGACCUAUGUCCAGGAGGAGUCCCCUGAAGGGGGUCGGUUUAAGAAGGAGAUUGUGGUGGAUGGCCAGAGUUACCUGCUGCUGAUCCGAGAUGAAGGAGGCCCCCCUGAGCUCCAGUUUGCCGCCUGGGUGGACGCAGUGGUGUUUGUGUUCAGCCUGGAGGAUGAGAUCAGCUUCCAGACAGUGUACAACUACUUCCUGCGCCUCUGCAGCUUCCGCAACACCAGCGAGGUGCCCAUGGUGCUGGUGGGCACACAGGACGCCAUCAGUGCCGCGAACCCGCGGGUCAUCGACGACAGCAGGGCCCGCAAGCUGUCCACAGACUUGAAGCGGUGCACCUACUACGAGACGUGUGCCACCUAUGGGCUCAACGUGGAGCGCGUCUUCCAGGACGUGGCCCAGAAGGUAGUGGCCUUGCGGAAGAAGCAGCAGCUGGCCAUCGGGCCCUGCAAGUCACUGCCCAACUCCCCCAGCCACUCGGCCGUGUCCGCUGCCUCCAUCCCAGCCGUACACGUCAACCAGGCCACGAAUGGCGGCAGCAGCGCCUUCAGCGACUACUCGGCCUCAGUCCCCUCCACGCCCAGCAUCAGCCAGCGGGAGCUGCGCGUGGAGACCAUCGCUGCCUCCUCCACCCCCACACCCAUCCGCAAGCAGUCCAAGCGGCGCUCCAACAUCUUCACGUCUCGAAAGGGUGCCGACUUGGACCGGGAGAAGAAGGCCGCCGAGUGCAAGGUGGACAGCAUCGGGAGCGGCCGGGCCAUCCCCAUCAAACAGGGCAUCCUGCUCAAGCGGAGCGGCAAGUCCCUGAACAAGGAGUGGAAGAAGAAGUAUGUGACCCUGUGUGACAACGGGCUGCUCACCUACCACCCCAGCCUGCACGACUACAUGCAGAACAUCCACGGCAAGGAGAUCGACCUGUUGCGGACCACCGUCAAGGUGCCUGGGAAGCGCCUACCGCGAGCCACGCCGGCCACAGCCCCUGGCACCAGCCCCCGGGCCAACGGGCUGGCCUUGGAGCGGAGUAGCACACAGCUGGGCGGGGGCACAGAGGCCGAGGAGUCGUUCGAGUUUGUGGUGGUGUCCCUCACCGGGCAGACGUGGCACUUUGAGGCCUCGACGGCCGAGGAGCGGGAACUCUGGGUGCAGAGUGUGCAGGCUCAGAUCCUCGCCAGCCUGCAGGGCUGCCGCAGCGCCAAGGACAAGACUCGGCUGGGGAGCCAGAAUGCAGCUCUGGCCGUGCAGGCUGUCCGCACCGUCCGGGGCAACAGCUUCUGUAUUGACUGCGACGCCCCCAAUCCGGACUGGGCCAGCCUGAACCUGGGUGCGCUCAUGUGCAUCGAGUGCUCCGGGACGCACCGGCAUCUGGGGGCUCACCUGUCCCGGGUCCGCUCACUCGACCUCGACGACUGGCCACCCGAGCUGCUGGCCGUCAUGACCGCCAUGGGCAACGCCCUGGCCAACAGCGUCUGGGAGGGGGCCCUGGACGGCUAUGCUAAGCCGGGGCCUGACGCCUGCAGAGAGGAGAAGGAGCGCUGGAUCCGGGCCAAGUACGAGCAGAAGCUCUUCCUGGCCCCGCUGCCCAGCUCGGACGUACCGCUGGGCCAGCAGCUGCUCCGGGCGGUGGUGGAAGACGACCUGCGGCUGCUGGUGACACUCCUGGCACACGGGUCCAAGGAGGAGGUGAACGAGACCUACGGCGACGGGGAUGGGCGGACGGCCCUGCACCUGUCCAGCGCCAUGGCCAACGUGGUCUUCACGCAGCUGCUCAUCUGGUACGGGGUGGACGUGCGGAGCCGGGACGCCCGCGGCCUGACCCCGCUGGCCUAUGCCCGCCGCGCCGGCAGCCAGGAGUGUGCCGACAUCCUCAUCCAGCACGGCUGCCCUGGGGAGGGCUGUGGCGUGGCCCCCGCCCCCGGCAGAGAGCCGACCAACAGCACCAGCGCCUCGGCCGAGCUGCACCGCAGCCCCAGCCUCCUGUGAGCCCCGGGAAGAGGCCGGAGGGGCCAGGACUGACGCCGGGGCGCAGGCACCCACCUCCCUCCAGGCCCUGGGGGAGACGAGAGACACAGAGGCUGAGACCCAGGGACCUGAGAAGAGUCUGGGAGGAGAGCCGGAGGGGAGGGUCAGAGGAGACGCCUGGGACUCCAGCCGCCACAGGUGUUUGGCCCCUGCCUGGCCUGCGCCGCUGCGGAGGGACAAGAUGCUUUGGGGGUGCUGUGAGAGGAGGGGAGCAGGACCUCGCCCUCCUCCAGGUUCCUGCCUUCCCAUACCAGCCCCCUGUAGGCCCCCCCACCCCGAGCCGGGAGCCUGGGCGGGGCAGAGGUCCCAUGUAAAUGUGUACAUUGCAGUAUUUAUGUUUGUGUACAUACUUGGCGUGUGUGUGGUGAGCCAAUAAACCAGACCGUGUGUGUGUGGCCUGCCUCUCACCUUUCAUCCCCCCGCCCUCCCAAGAAAACA